GCGGCUGCAGCGGCAGUCUCCCGGCCAGCACCAUGUCGCGCACACGUACCACUCCCGUCCACACGCGCUUCGUGGCGCUCACACUCGCGCUCUCUUUGGCGCUCGCCGCCGCUACUCCCUCGCACCCGCGGCCGCGCGCGCGCCGCCAGCUCGCAGAGGAUAACUCACUGCAGCCAGAACAAAGUGGCACUACGUCGAAGCGCCUGGUGAGGGCCACCCAGGGUCUACUGCUACCCCCUACAUCAGCGCGUCAACAGGCGGAGGCUUCUCCGGGACUACAGCAGGAUACGCCAUCUCAUCCACGCCCUUCGAGGGCUACUCAAGCGGAUCUCCUAGUGUACCCUUUGUCACCGCCUCAACCCCAAGUCGGGCCUACCUCCCGCCCCGCAGCGCUCGCGCGCCCUCAGCGACAGACGCCAGCGAGCUCGACGAAGACUUCGGCAGACGACAUCCCCGUUUUCGACCGGAACAAAGUGAGCCUGGACUUUCCCGGGAACCUGUUUGGACCAUCCGUGUCGCUCCUUAUCAAGACUACUAAAAUUGUUGGAGACGUCAUCCAGAACUCGGCGGUGCGAUACCAGACGUUCCUGCGGCUGUUCCGGCCGCUGUUCCGCGGACCCUUCGAGAUCAAGGGUCUUGACCCGCCCACGACCACCACCACCACCACCGCCGCCCCCGCGCCCGCCGACAACGAGGUGCGCCGACGCCGAAGUGCGUGACGCCGUUGAAAAAACAGCCAUUUUAAUUUUAGAGGCUUAUAAUUGAACACUAAUUGAAUUAGCAUAGAAUUGAUGAAAACGUGGCCACUUAGUUUUGGUGUAGCACUGACUGAUUUAUUAGCCUUUUCAUUUUCGUACUUAAUGAAAAUAAGCACCUAUAAACAAUGUCGUCAUAUUGAACUACAAAAAACACCAGCAAAGUUGUUAAAGAUAAUUUAGUAAGCAUUUUUUGUAGUAGGUAUAUACUACCUAUGCUUUAAUUAUUAUACUACAUACCUACAUAUAAUAAUUGAUUAUCUAAAAUACCCAACUAAACUAAGUUACCAAAAUUAAUAGGUACCUUGAUGCGUUUAACGUAAAAACGACCAUGUGCCGACGUGUCAUAGGUAAAUAUUAUUAAUAAGUUUAGUCUUAAUUUGAAUUAUUCAAAUAUUUAUUUGCUCAUUAGAAACUUAGUCUUGGAGUUUAUGGUCCUUCAUAUUAUAAAUAAAAAUACUUCUUUUGAAUGGUGUGACUACUUAGUUAAAUAAUUUUAUAAAUAAAUCAUAUUAAAACAUA
Molecule: messenger RNA, 1277 nt
Organism: Cydia pomonella (codling moth)
Lineage: Eukaryota; Metazoa; Arthropoda; Insecta; Lepidoptera; Tortricidae
Exons: 3
Coding region: 33-719 (228 amino acids)
Source: RefSeq, a predicted model, not a curated record